AUGAGCGAAACUCCUUACACCAAGCAAAAGAAACGCGAGAAAGACUGCACUUCCGAGCGAGCCAUGCCGCAGCAAGAAAGAACAGAUGUGGGAGAAUCACCUUCCUGUAGGAUUCAUCCAAGGGAAAAUGGAAAACAAGUGGUACCGAAAGCCGAGUUGCAAGAGCAUUCUGAUUCACUACCAAUCCGUGCACCCCUGGAGAACCAAAAAAUAGCUGUCACGAUCUUGGCACGCGAAUCAGACGUUCUGGCGCGAAAAACAUUGGAAGCGUUUUCUAUUACGGCCAAAAGUCCAAUUAUGAAUCGUAAAGAAGAAUGCAUCGAUAUGACCAGCGAGCUGGCGCCAUAUCAAGACCUUUCAUUAAAGGCGGCGUAUCUCGACUUUGGCGUGGUGUGCAGCUCACAACAAAAGCGUGGAGUUUGGGUAGCAGCUUGCGAAACCCAGCAUGGUUCGGCUCAUCUUUAA
Messenger RNA from Necator americanus (New World hookworm), 465 nucleotides. RefSeq lists its product as uncharacterized. The transcript is spliced from 5 exons. NCBI's taxonomy places the organism in Eukaryota, Metazoa, Nematoda, Chromadorea, Rhabditida, Ancylostomatidae. Bases 1 to 465 code for a protein of 154 amino acids. The record is from RefSeq and is a predicted model, not a curated record.